This is a messenger RNA of Spea bombifrons (plains spadefoot toad), 1979 nucleotides long. It is a transcript of the gene PGM2, whose product is annotated as phosphoglucomutase 2. The transcript has 14 exons. Gene Ontology annotation, biological process: purine ribonucleoside salvage; carbohydrate metabolic process. Lineage: Eukaryota; Metazoa; Chordata; Amphibia; Anura; Pelobatidae. The record is from RefSeq and is a predicted model, not a curated record. The coding region runs from base 46 to 1878 and encodes 610 amino acids. Gene Ontology annotation, molecular function: phosphopentomutase activity; magnesium ion binding.
GGUUCUGAGAGGCAGUCUCUCUGUCAGUGAUACAGCUGCAGGAACAUGGCCGAGCGGGCACACACCCCCCUGGAUGCAACAUUGCAGAAAGCCGUCAGCGACUGGCUUCAAUGGGACAAGAACCCCAAGACUUGUGAGAUAAUCAAGCAGCUGGUGGCAGAUGAGAAGAAAGAAGAGCUGCAGUCAUGUUUUGGCUCGAGGAUGGAGUUUGGUACAGCAGGUCUACGGGCUGCGAUGGGACCGGGCAUUUCCCAGAUGAAUGACCUCACCAUCAUUCAGACCACACAGGGGUUCUGCAGAUACCUUGAGAAAAAUAUCACCGAUCUCAAAAAGAGGGGUGUAGUGAUCGGUUAUGAUGCCCGAGCUCACCCCGCAAGUGGAGGAAGCAGUAAGCGGUUUGCGAGACUUGCCGCCACAGCCUUUGUCAGCCAGGGAGUUCCGGUUUAUCUGUUCUCUGGAAUCACACCGACACCUUUUGUGCCUUACACAGUGUCCCGGCUUAACCUGUGUGCUGGAAUCAUGGUUACUGCAUCACACAAUCCCAAACAGGAUAAUGGUUACAAGGUUUAUUGGGAGAAUGGAGCCCAGAUCAUAUCUCCUCAUGACAAAGGGAUCGCACAGUCCAUUGAGGAGAACUUGGAACCGUGGCCUCAGGCUUGGGAUGAUACUGUGAUUGAUGACAAUUCUCUUCUUCGGGAUCCCUUUAAGUCUAUCAAUAAGGAUUACUUUGAGGACAUACAGAAGCACUGCUUCCACAGAGACAUUAAUAAGGAAUCGAAGCUAAAAUUUGUCCAUACAUCUGUGCAUGGAGUCGGCCAUGAAUUUGUACAAUCGGCCUUCAAAGCAUUCAGCUUCAGUCCUCCUCUGGCUGUACCGGAACAGAAAGACCCUGACCCUGAAUUUCCUACUGUGAAAUACCCCAAUCCUGAAGAGGGUAAAGGUGUGCUGAAAUUAUCUUUCUCACUUGCUGAGAAAGAGGGGGCCAGGAUCAUACUAGCCAAUGACCCCGACGCUGAUCGUUUGGCAGUUGCUGAGAAGCAGGAAAGCGGUGAAUGGAAGGUGUUCUCUGGCAAUGAGCUCGGUGCUCUGCUCGGCUGGUGGAUCUUUACUUGUUGGAAGGAGAAGAAUCAGGAUCCUGGAGCCGUAAAGAACGUUUACAUGUUGGCCAGCACGGUGUCAUCAAAAAUCCUACGGGCUCUUGCGUUGCAGGAAGGAUUUCACUUUGAGGAGACCCUGACAGGAUUUAAAUGGAUGGGGAACAGAGCAAAAGAACUCAUUGACCAAGGGAAAACUGUUCUUUUUGCAUUUGAAGAAGCAAUAGGUUAUAUGUGCUGUCCGUUUGUCCUGGAUAAAGAUGGCGUAAGUUCAGCAGCAAUUACCGCAGAAAUGGCCAGUUAUUUGGCAACAAAAAAUGUGACGUUGUCCCAGCAGCUGACUUCAAUUUUUAAUAAGUAUGGAUACCACAUCAGCAAAAACUCCUAUUUUUUGUGUUAUGACCAAAAAACAAUAAGAGACCUCUUUGAAAAUUUAAGAAAUUAUGACGGAGACAACAAGUACCCAAAGCAUUGCGGUAAAUUUGAGGUGACAGGAGUCCGUGAUCUGACCACAGGCUACGACAACAACCAGCCAAACAACAAAGCCGUUCUCCCGACCAGUAAGAGCAGCCAGAUGAUCACCUUCACUUUUGCCAACGGAGGAGUUGCCACAAUGAGAACCAGUGGGACAGAGCCAAAAAUCAAAUAUUAUGCCGAACUCUGUGCUGCCCCGGGAAAUAGUGACUUCGGCCGACUGAAGAAAGAGUUGGAUGACCUUGCAGACGCCAUUGAAGAAAAUUUCUUUCAGCCAGAGAAAAAUAAACUGCAGAGAAAAACUGAAUAAACUCAUUGCCACGGAGUACUGCAACACAACUUAUCCAAUAAACUCCUGUUUUAACAAAGUUUAAAUUAAAUGUAACAGUAUAUUUAUGUUUAAACAAACAA